UUUCCACUCUUGACUCUUUGUCCCUCCUCACCACAUCUCGACGACUCCUUCCUCUAUAUCACCCGGUCGCCUACGCUCCUGCAACCACGUCGCGAUGGCCUUCAUCCAACAAGGCCCGAGACGCAGCACUCGAAACUCCGCUGCUGCUCCUCGUGGGCAUGAGGCACCAGCAACCUUAUCGGCAUCGAUCGCCACCACUGACCGUGAUGCUGAUUGGAGCAUUGUAUUUCCGGGCAGAGUAAAAGAUGAGAGUAACGCUCGCAAGCAGUCUUCCAGCCCACAUCAGGGCCAAGAUGAGGGCGAAGACGAUCAGCCGACUGCUGUUCAGCGCUCCACUAUCGCUCGUGCCGCUUCGUCGGCGACGCUUGCUCCUCUCCACGACGGUACUGGAUCAUUCGGCGACGUCGACGCCGGCGCACCGUCCUCAAGCCGCGUCGAGACAUUCGAGUCUGCCCUCCUACUCGACGACGACGCCCAAUCGGAUCUCUACUUCGAGAACGACGAAGACGCCGAGUCAUCUGCUACACCGCCGUCGCUCGGCACAUCCAGUGCAAGGGAGCAAAGCAGCAGUAGUGUCACUCGCAGCCGCAGCCGCAACUUCAGUCACAGCUCGUCGGCAGCACUAUCGAGUCCGCCAUUUGACCAGCGCGAGUUCUUUGGCGGGGAUAGCAACGCUCUCAGUCCUGAAUGGUCGUGGCAAGAAGACGGUAACAGCAGGGUACUCGCGUCGUCAUCCGCCAUCACAGACCGCAGCAAUCGACCCGUCUUUUUCGACUCUGAUUCUGAGAACGACGACGCAGGACCAGCAUAUCGCCAGCAAGGCAAGGCUUCUUCCCCACAGGACGACUCAAGAUACGAGGCGGACCUAGCGGCUGCGCCUUUUGCCAUCUCCGCUGGCCUGCAUCCACGCCGCCCUCGUCGUUUGCAAAGCUCGACGGCAACCUCCGAGAUUAGCGGCAGCCAGGCCUCCGCGGGCUUCAAGCGCAGGCAUCGUCGUCAGCAUCUCGCCGACGACGACAAGGGGAGCGUGAGGAGUAGUAAGAGCAGGCGGAGCGAGAGCUACUGCGGAUCUAACGCGCCCAUCGUCAGCAGGAAGAAGGCAUCCUCCUCAUCUUCAUCGUCGAGGCGGGUCGCGCCAGCACAGUCAGCUGCACCACCUCCGAACAGCAGCCUCAGCAAACGCCAGAAGGCAACGCGGCUACUUGCUCGCCUCUUUGAUGUCGACAAUGAUGUGCUGGAUUGCGUGCUCGAGGAUCAGGGACCACUGGCAGUAUCGCAAGAGGAGCAGGAGCGGGCGAGUCAGAUGCAUCGCCCAUGGCAGGCAGGCUUCGACCAUGAAAGAGAGUAUCCCGCACCGGCAGCAGGAUUCCGCGAGCUGAUCGACGGACGCAUUGUGGAAGACAUCGAUGGCGAGCAGAAGGAGAUUGAGGCGACGCACAAUCCCAUUCUGGAGCUGGCGACAGCAGAUUGGUCCAAUGUGCAACUCCCCACUUCGAACGACCCGCUCUCAUCGGAUGAGCAUCACCUCAGCAACCCUACACUUCAAGGGGCAAUCCGUCACGCCUUUCUGCAUCUAUGCGGGCCAUCUUCAGGCGGCGAAGGACCGACGACAACGUCUUCUGUCAUCCUGUCAAGCACAGUCGAAGCCCUCCAAGGAGCUAUGCCGUACUUUGUCCCCUUUAGCUGGCGGCUGCUCAUGCGCGUCAUGAAGGAGUGGAAUGGAUCCAACCAGACAGGAGCAGAUGCGCUCAGCAUUGAAGACCAGAACGUGAAGGGCAAGGACCAGCAGAGCGAAGAGCAAGUAUUGCAUCGACGCCAACGGCAAGCCUCGAUCGCCUCCACUACGGGCACGGCUUCACUAACGCACAACGAGGUGGCGAGCCUCGAGGACUCCACUUCGGGCAAGACAUCGAGCGAUAAGGUCGAAGAGUGGAGAGAGCGCAGUAGCAGCACAGCUUCUCUAAUGACAACUACGAGCUCGAGAAUGAGGGGCAGAGCAAGGGAGAGGAGAGCGGUCGCGGGCGCGGAAGAAUCGACGUGGACCCUCGCGACUUCUAGUGGAGAAUAAGGGGCGGAUUCACAUCAAAAUAGAUAGAUUGGCAGCGACGUUGGCAGCGGCACCAUAGCAUGCAUGACACCUCUCAAUUGAAAACGGCGACAUUUUAGUGAUGAAAUUGACG
Jaminaea rosea is the source of this 2180-nucleotide messenger RNA. RefSeq lists its product as hypothetical. The record is from RefSeq and is a predicted model, not a curated record. The coding region runs from base 95 to 2068 and encodes 657 amino acids. The transcript has a single exon. Lineage: Eukaryota; Fungi; Basidiomycota; Exobasidiomycetes; Microstromatales.